Molecule: messenger RNA, 1341 nt
Organism: Argiope bruennichi
Lineage: Eukaryota; Metazoa; Arthropoda; Arachnida; Araneae; Araneidae
Product: gastrula zinc finger protein XlCGF17.1-like
Exons: 2
Coding region: 270-1325 (351 amino acids)
Biological process (GO): regulation of transcription by RNA polymerase II
Cellular component (GO): nucleus
Molecular function (GO): DNA-binding transcription activator activity, RNA polymerase II-specific; RNA polymerase II cis-regulatory region sequence-specific DNA binding
Source: RefSeq, a predicted model, not a curated record
GGCAAGGUGGAGGAUCUCUUUUAUGGUUAUGCACAUAUUAAAUAGCUACAAAUGAUGGUGUCCUUGAAUGUUAUUUAUAAUUUCUUAGUACAGACAAUAUUCUAAGUGUCAGAUUUGCUGGCAUCUAAAGUUGACUUGAUCUAAAAGAAGGAUUAAAUUUUUACCUCCUCAAUGAAACAGAAUAUUAUGCUGUUUCUGAACACAUGAAAGUAGAAAAAUUUCCUUGCUACAACUUCAUCACAUUUUUGUAAGGGAAAAGUUAUUACUGAAUGUUGAAGAUGGAGACUUCUAAGGAAUCAAAUGAAAUCCAUUUGGUUAGUAAUGUGUGUGCUACAAUAUUUAAUACUGAUUUAAUUGUCGAUAGAGACACUUCAGGAAAUGAGAAAUAUUUCAAAUGUGAUAAAUGUGGCGAGAUAUUUCCUGACAAUGGUAAUUUAAAGAGCCAUUUUCUUACACAUGCAAAUGGGAAAAGUUUUACGUGCGAUAUUUGUUGUAAGGUGUUUUCCCAGAAAGAUCAUUUAAGAGAACAUAAUCGUACACAUACAAAAGAAAAAAAAAUUUCUUGUGAUGUAUGCAAUGAAAAUUUUGUUCAGAAAGGUAAUUUAAAUGAGCGUUCUCUAUCUCAUAUAAAAGAAAAGCCUUAUUCAUGUGAUAUAUGCUGUAAAAAACUUUCUCGGAAAGACCAUUUAAAUGAACAUUAUCGAACUCAUACAAAUGAAAGACCUUUUGAUUGUGUUUUGUGUGGUAAAGCGUUUAUUACGAAAAGAGACUUAAAAAGGCAUUGUGUAAUUCAUACAGAUAAAAAGCCUUUCGUUUGCGGUACCUGUGGUAAGGCAUUUUCUCAGAAAAGCAAUUUAAAGGACCAUUACGUUGUUCAUACUAAAGAAAGACUUUUUAAAUGCAGUAUGUGUGAUAAAGCAUAUCCUCGAAGAGAAAGUUUAAAGAUUCAUUAUCGUACUCAUACAAAUGAAAAGCCUUUUGUUUGUGAUAUGUGUGGUAAGGCAUUUGCUCAUAGAAGUAAUUUAAAUGUGCAUUAUGGUACUCAUACUGAUGAUAAGCCUUAUUCUUGUGAUAUAUGUAGCAAAGAAUUUUCCCGGCUAGAUAAUUUAAAUGAUCAUUACCGUUGUCAUUCAAAUGAAAAACCUUUUAUUUGUGAUAUAUGUGGCAAGGCUUUUUCUCGAAAAAGUAAUCUAAAUAAACAUUAUCAUAGUCAUUCAAACGAAAAACGCUUUGUUUGUGACUUGUGUAGUAAGGUAUAUGUUAAAAAAUCUUAUCUGAAUAAACAUUAUCGUACGCAUACAAAUGGAAAAAUUACAUUCGUUUGAUAUAUAUUUUAAAGAA